Molecule: messenger RNA, 4006 nt
Organism: Rhincodon typus (whale shark)
Lineage: Eukaryota; Metazoa; Chordata; Chondrichthyes; Orectolobiformes; Rhincodontidae
Product: protein adenylyltransferase SelO, mitochondrial-like
Exons: 1
Coding region: 2429-3034 (201 amino acids)
Source: RefSeq, a predicted model, not a curated record
CCAACAUUAUUUUUAUUCAUUUAGAGUUAAGAGUUAACGCCAUUGUUGUGGACCUGGAGUCAUGGGUGGGCUAGGACAGGUAGUGAUGGCACAUUUUCUCCCUUAAUAGACUUUACUGAACAAGAUGGGUUUUUACAUUUGACCAAGGUUACAUGUUUACCAUUAGUUUAGCUUUUUAUUCCAGAUUGUUUUUGAUUUCACGUUUCACCAGUUGCCAUUGUAGAAUUCAAGCCUACAUCCCUAGAAUGAUAUGAACUGAAAGAACUGUGGAUGCUGUAAAUCAGGAACAAAAACAAAGUUGCUAGAAAAGCUCAACAGGUCUGGCAGCAUCUGUGGAGAGAAAUCAAGUGACCCUUCCUCCAAACUGAUGAUAGCUAGGAAAAUGUUGGUUUAUACGCAGAAGAUAGGGUGAGGGAGGGUGUAAGGAGUAAACGAUAGGUGGGGAUAAAGCCCAAAGAGAGAGAAACAGUUGGACAGACAAAGGAAUGGAUAACAAUCUGGCUAGGUGGGUGAAUAGCUAUUAGUGGGACUGUUAGCGGCUACAAUGAGUUAUGUGUAAUAGCAGUCUAUGUGAUAACAAGAUCUGGUGUGUGGGACUUGGGAUAAGGACAUGGGAGAGUCUAAGUCAUAAAGUUACUGAUACUGAGUCCAGAAAGCUGCAGGGUGCCCAAGUGGAAAAUGUGGUGAUGUUCUUUCAGCUUGCACUGAGCUUUGCUGGAGCAGUGCAGCAAUCCUGAGACAGAGAUGUUGGCCAGGGAAUAUGGGUAGUGUGUUAAGUGGCAGGCAACUGGAAGCUCAUGGUCUUUUUUUUGUGUGGACAGAACUUAGGUGUUCUGCGAAGCUGUUGCCCAAUCUAUGCUUCAUUUCCCCAACGUACAGGAGACCACAUUGUGAGCAGCAAAUGCAGUAGACUAGAGUGCGGAAAGUGCAGGUAAAGUGCUGCUUCACCUGGAAGGUAUGUUUGGGCCCUUCGAUCCUGGGGACAGAGGAGGUAAAUGGACAGGUUUUACAUCUUCUGCGGUUGCAGGGAACGUGCCACAAGGUUGGGGGAGGGACGUCUUGGGAGUGAAGGAAGAGCGGACUAGGGUGUCCCGAAGGGAACGGUCCCUGUGGGAAGGCUGACAAUGGAGGAUAUCGGGAAUAUGUGCCUCGUUGUGGCAAAAAUGGCAGGUAAUAAUUCUAAUUAUUAUUUUACUGAUGCCAUGCAUUUGUGCGAUGAGGGUGUCGCUGGCUAGGCAGCAUUCCUAAUUGUCCAGAGGGCAGUUAAGAGUCAACCACAUUGCUGUGGGUCUGGAAUCACAUGUAGGCCAGACUAGGUAAGGAUGGCAGUUUCCUUCCCUAAAGGACAUUAGUGAACCAGGUGGGUUUUUGGAUGGAAACUGGCAAUAAAACAGCUGCCUGCUUCAGUGGCUCCUUCUUUGGGUUUUAAGAACAGCAAGCAGUAAGAAAAGCCCUGAAAAACACAUACACUCCAAAAGCUUAAAACUAGGAGCAAAUUACUGCAGAUGUUGGAAUCUACACUGGAAACAAAAGAUGCUGGAAAUCACAGCGCGUCAGGCAGCAUCCAUAGAGAGAGAGCAAGCUAAUAUUUCGAGUCUAGAUGACUCUUCAUCACAGUGCUCCAUUUCGAGAGCUUAAAACUGUAUUUUUUAAGCAUUGAUUUCAAAUGUUAUUGUAUGCCACACUACAGGAAAUUGAAAUAUACUCUGCCUUUCUGCUGAAACUCCAGCACAAUAAAAUUAUGCUCUGUCACAUAUACCAUCUCUCACGUUGAAAGGCUUCGUCUAUUCAAGUGAAUGUAGUAGAUCGGUGAACGUAAUAUGGCACUACUUUAUAGAAGAAAUGAGUUAUUCCCGUGGCCAGAAUGUAUCCCUCAGUAAACAUAUCACAUUGCUGUUUGUGAUAACAAGGUGUAGAGCUGGAUGAACACAGCAGGCCAAGCAACAUCAGAGGAGCAGGAAAACUGACGUUUCGGGUCUGGACCCGUCUUUGGAAAUUGCUGUUGUGGUAGCUUGCUGUGUGCAAAUUAGUGGCUGCAAUGUUUUACAGCAGUAACUACACUUGAAAGUACUUCGUUGAAAAGUGCUAUAUAAAUGCAAGUUUUCCUCCUUCUUCCCCACCUUGACUGAGUGGUAAACCUCAGCGAGAGGAUGGUUUCUUUGUCGGACGUGGGUUCACCUGGGCACAGACGGCGCCAACUCAAUUAAUCCGGAACAAAGCAAAAAGAACAAAUGCUGCAAAACUAACCACAACGUAACGAAGCAACACAACGACAUUGCGUGCGAAAAAAAAACCAAACUGAACAAGGACGAAGCAGCUGCUCCAUCGCUUGGCGAGUUUGUAACUGUGGAGGAGUGAAGUUAGCUCGGAAGGGAAUGUUUCGGGGUUGUUUCCUGUGGCAUUCAGCCGAUCCCUGAGGUUACUUCGUAUGGGAGGGAGUGCAGCUCGCUGUAUUAGUGCUGGCCUCUCUCUCCAGUCUCGACACCGCAGUAAGGGGCUGAUAGUGGCGGCCGCCCAGGCUAUGGGAAUGGGGGGCAGCGGCAGAGUGAGCCUAGGGAGCCUGCCCUUCGACAACGUGGCUCUGCGCUCGCUGCCCCUCGACCCGUCCCAGGAGAGCGGCUCUCGCCAGGUACCGGCCGCCUGCUUCUCCAGGGUCCGCCCGGCUCCCCUCCACCAACCCCGGCUGGUCGCCUACUCGCUGCCGGCCCUGGAGCUCCUGGGGCUGCAGCAGGACGAGCUGCAGAGCUCGGAGCUGGAGCUGGCCGAGUACUUCAGCGGGAACCGGGAGCUGCCGGGCUCCGAGCCCGCCGCCCACUGCUAUUGCGGCCAUCAGUUCGGUAACUUCGCCGGGCAGCUAGGGGAUGGAGCGGCUAUGUACCUGGGGGAAGUGGUUAACAGCCAGGGACAGAGGUGGGAGCUACAGAUCAAAGGAGCUGGACCGACCCCUUACUCCAGGUCAGGAACACAAACUAGGGCAGGUCUGUUAGGCCGUCUCUACUCUCUGUUAGGCCUUUUCUUUUACUGUGUGCGUUGACUCUUGGAGGCCGAUUACAAAGACCUAUUGGGGCUUGUAAGCCCCAGUGUAAGGGGCGAUUAUGAGCUUCACUCUAAACUAAAUUCCUUCCGUUUUCUUCCUCCACGCCUGUUUUUCAUUUUUUUAAAAAAACAAAAUCACUCUUUAUAACGCAUGGAACUUAUUUUUGUAGAUAUUUGUGACUAAGUGGCGCUUAUCCUGCUGAGUAACUAUCUUGCAGCAGAGUUGUCUGUUUCAGAUAAGUACAGAGUUUAGGGCAGAAUGUAUUUCUGCCGUUAAACCCUGAUAACUCCUCGUUCCUGGGCCUUCAAUUUUAAAACGUUCGCUUUCCUUUCACAGGCAUCACUGCUGCCUGCUCAGCCUUACUGGGGAGGCCACAAUGGCUAACACUUGGGCCUCUGAGCUAGAAGCCUCAGAGCCUAAUGUCUGCCAGGAAGGUGCAUUCAUAUUAAUGAACCUAAUCCUGUCAAUGGGAGACGUUAAGGCAAGGAGAGAUUCCGGGUCAACCAUGCGUUGGAAACAAAGUUGGAGCCUCGACCAUCGCCAUCCCUAGUUUGACCGCAACAUGCAUAUAAAAGUGCAUGGUGCCAUAGAAAUGCAGAAUCCCUGAGUGAUGUGUAACAUAUCAAACCUGAUAGCCCCUCUGCACCUUCCAUUGUGAACCUGUUCUAGAUGUGUACACAAUUGCAUCACCCCUCACCCCAGUCACAUCAUUGCUGUGCCUUCUGUGAUGCUAUUGCAUUCAGCCACCUCAGCCCCACACACUGUAUUUGGUGCCUAAGCACUUGAGCCUCUCCAUCUCCUCCUCUUCAAAGAGCACACAUCAAAACCCAUGUCAUUCACUGAGCUUUUGGGCAAACCUUUCAAACACUGGCAUUUGCACAUCAUUUAAUUCAGGUUUUGCCUUUGUGUGUGUUGCUUUGUUAAAAUGAUGUACAAAUUUGUUGGCACACAAUGCAUCUGUUUUGAGCA